This is a messenger RNA of Erpetoichthys calabaricus (reedfish), 1492 nucleotides long. RefSeq names its product mitochondrial methionyl-tRNA formyltransferase (gene mtfmt). The transcript is spliced from 10 exons. Gene Ontology annotation, molecular function: methionyl-tRNA formyltransferase activity. Gene Ontology annotation, biological process: conversion of methionyl-tRNA to N-formyl-methionyl-tRNA; biosynthetic process. Gene Ontology annotation, cellular component: mitochondrion. The record is from RefSeq and is a predicted model, not a curated record. Lineage: Eukaryota; Metazoa; Chordata; Cladistia; Polypteriformes; Polypteridae. The coding region runs from base 260 to 1480 and encodes 406 amino acids.
CCAUGAAGCAGCAGUCCGGAACUGGUGACUUUGACUUUUUGUUUCCGCGGAUUUCAUUUUGUGUAGAACAAGUAUCCCGUUCUAAUCAAAGCUCAACUAAAAUCGUAUUAUUAGCAGCGGCAGUCAUAUUUUACUUAAUAUUAAAUGACGCAUUGUGCGCUAAAACUGUGAAAAUGAAAGUUUUGCGAGUGUCAUAACAUAUUUGAUGUAAAGGACUAGUGGACAAAUUCCUCAAAAAUCGCCACCUAUUGCAAAAAAAAUGUUGCUGCAUUUUCAGUGCCUUUGCGUGAAAUUGCGCAUUUUACGUUUAAGUCGAAGUACUUUCUUAACAAGAACAGUUUCUUACGUGUUGCCGCACUCGAGGGACAUUUCGGACUUUCUCAGGGUUGUAAACUCCGCUAACGAAAAUAAAAUCAGGAAGGCACCUCCUUGGAGAGUCAUGUUUUUCGGCACAGAUGAAUUUGCAGUGGAGUCUCUGAAGAUUCUCACUGAGUCAAGAAAUCCCUCUGCUGGAAAAGUAGUGGACACCAUUGACAUUGUUACACUGCCAGUGAUCUCUUCGAAAGAGGUACCAGUGAGAAGAUUUGCCAGGCAACAUCAUCUUCUAAUCCAUGACUGGCCUCUUCAGUGGCCCUGUAAACAUUUUGAUGUUGGUGUAGUUGUAUCAUUUGGAUGCCUUCUUAAAGAAGAACUUAUUUGCAGAUUUCCUUAUGGUAUUUUGAAUGUCCAUCCCAGUCUUCUUCCAAGGUGGAGAGGACCUGCCCCAGUUUUUCAUUCAGUUCUUCACGAUGAUGCAGUGACUGGUGUGACCAUUAUGCAGAUCAGACCAAAAAGGUUUGAUGUGGGACCAGUUUUGAUGCAGAAAGAGUUUGUAGUCCCUGCAAGGUAUACAUCUGAGGAACUUGGAGCAGACCUUUCAAAACUGGGAGCUGAAAUGCUUAUUUCAACACUGAAGACGCUUCCUGAAAUGAUACAGAAUCAAAAAGAACAAGCAAACUAUGGUGCAACUUUAGCUCCUAAAAUUAAUACUGCUAUGAGCUGGAUAAAUUGGGAAGAGCAGACCUGCUAUCAAAUAGACUGCCUGUAUAGAGCCAUAGGAUACAAAAUAUUACUGCGAACAUUGUGGCAAGGAGAGGUCAUCAAGCUUAUGGAUUUGGUAAAAGAAGAAGACAUUCCAAAGUUGUCAGAUUUAGAAUUGAAAAGAACUCAAAUCCCUGGAAGUUUUUUAUUUCACAAAAUUUCUAAUAUAUUGCUAGUAAGGUGCAAGGAUGGUCUUGUAGGAUUCACAGCUGUGAAGCUGAAAAAAAGGCUUUCUGCAGCAGACUUUUACAAUGGGUAUCUUCAUCAGUCUUCUGUGACUAGGAGCGGUAUUCCUCAAGAAAAGUGGCUGUUUAAGACUUUCAAAAAACAGCAUAAAAAGGACAAGGAUGCUAAUUUCUUUAUUCAUUCAUACAAUCAUGGCAGAGUUAAAAAUAAAUAAUUGUAAAAUAAA